Molecule: messenger RNA, 1659 nt
Organism: Limulus polyphemus (Atlantic horseshoe crab)
Lineage: Eukaryota; Metazoa; Arthropoda; Merostomata; Xiphosura; Limulidae
Product: protein dead ringer homolog
Exons: 7
Coding region: 111-1487 (458 amino acids)
Biological process (GO): regulation of transcription by RNA polymerase II
Cellular component (GO): nucleus
Molecular function (GO): DNA binding
Source: RefSeq, a predicted model, not a curated record
CGCACGUUAUUUCUGGGAGAAGCUCGGGGUAAUUUUUUGCUAAUCGUCAAGUGCUAGAAAAAAUAGCCAAAAUUCGAGUCAAAAACAGAGCUCCGAUUCCCAUUUUUCAAAUGGAUCACAACGAAUCGGAUUUGGACGGAAGCAUGCAGUCUAAUCUGGAAGACGAUGAUCUAAAUGACGACUUGGAAUACUACGGAUCAGAAAACGACAUUGACGAAAACGUUCAGUUAGACAGAGCGAAGAUGGAAGAUGCGUUGGAUACUAGUAGGUUGGCACGAUUCAAAAACCAAGAAGAUAUCCAAAGUGACCUACAUAAGCACAAUAAUAGACUUCGUCAAGAAAUGGCAGCAGCGGUUGAACGACAAGCACAAGCUAUAACCACUGCUGCUGGAAUUAUGUCAACUUCUUUAUCCAUGCAGUCUCUCACACCUCCAUCUUCAAUAUUCCCGGUCCCGUUCACCCAUCUACAAACAGGAAACAACUCCAUGGCUACAACCAGUCCUCCCAACACUGACUCAAAGUCUUCAUCACCAGCUAUAACUAUUCCAAGUUCUACUUCAAAUGGAGGCCAAACUUCAGAGCUAGAUCCAUCUAAAUGCACCUAUGAAGAACAGUUUAAACAGCUCUAUGAACUGAGUAGUGAUCUCAAAAGGAAGGAAUUUUUGGACGAUUUGUUUCAGUUUAUGACAAAACGAGGAACGCCAGUGAACAGGAUCCCUAUCAUGGCCAAACAGGUGCUGGAUAUUUACGAACUCUACCGUCUGGUUGUGGCGCGAGGAGGUCUGGUGGAAGUUAUUAACAAGAAAAUCUGGAGAGAAAUCACCAAAGGUCUUAAUCUUCCGUCCUCUAUUACCAGUGCAGCCUUUACACUAAGGACACAGUAUAUGAAGUAUCUCUAUCCUUACGAGUGUGAAAAAGAAAAACUCUCGGUACCAGAGGAACUUCAGGCAGCCAUUGACGGCAACAGACGCGAGGGAAGACGAUCAAGUUAUUCCCAGUACACCGAUAUGAUGGGUACGACCCGUAAUUCUUCCCAUCACCAUUAUCAUCCGCACCGAAGUCCCGCUCAUCAUCAUUCAACACCACUCAGCUUGGUCUCUAGACAAGUCAACGGCUAUGGUUCCAUUCAAGGACUAUCGUCAGAAGAGGACAGCACAAGGAUUCCAUCCACUUCUGCUAGAUUAGCGUUUCCUCAACAAGAAGCAUUGAAUCUAGAGGUUCCAAGAGUCUCUUCACCGUCCACAAGGUCAAUAGACACUGCUUCUCGCAAAAUAGUAGAAGUGCCUGAAGCGCCUCCUGCCAAACGACUACUAAGAGAAGAAGAGCGACACUUGAAUCAUGGAACGUUACCCAGUACCCAUCUGAAGAUUACCAGUAGAGAUGACGGUCGGUCUCAUCUAGACAACUCAAUGGUUGUCAGUAUGGAGAUAAACGGUGUAAUGUACCAGGGAGUUUUAUUCGCCCAGAACCACAGAAGACGGUUGUAAUGAAAUGAAAGGAAGGAGGGGUGUUGUGUUCAAUACGUGUUGAGUGCCUUGUUUCUUCGUGCUGAAAUAUAAAGUUCAAUGGUGUAUAUACUCCUCGUGUCUCCUAAUAAACUUAUGAAUUCACGUAUGGGCACUAGAUGGCGACACCAGCAAACCAGUUGACAGUUGGUGG